Hevea brasiliensis (rubber tree) is the source of this 1417-nucleotide messenger RNA. RefSeq names its product 1-aminocyclopropane-1-carboxylate oxidase homolog 1. The record is from RefSeq and is a predicted model, not a curated record. The coding region runs from base 205 to 1299 and encodes 364 amino acids. The transcript has 3 exons. NCBI's taxonomy places the organism in Eukaryota, Viridiplantae, Streptophyta, Magnoliopsida, Malpighiales, Euphorbiaceae.
GUUCAGCUAAGACAAGCUAAAAAGAUUUGUUUGAAUUUUCUCCCUUUUUGUUUCCAAAUUAUCAAUAUGAAAAUUAUAUAUUAUUACUUAUUUUUCUGGUGCAAAAAGAAACAAUAGAAUAAUUACAAAUCUUAUCGUAAAUCCAUAUGUCUUAUUUUUGUCAUUGCCUGAAUAUUAUUAGACUGGAUCACUGAACAAAGGAAGAUGAACUCCACAUUAAGCCCUGAUUAUUGCCGGAAAACGGAGUUGAAAGCUUUUGAUGACACAAAAGCUGGUGUUAAAGGACUUAUUGAUGCUGGAAUUACCGAAGUUCCUCGCAUUUUCCAUCAUCCACCUGAUGACUCGAACAAAAUUUCACAUACUGCUGCUGAUGCCAAGUUCACUUUUCCUGUAAUAGACCUUGGAGGCGUUGAUCAAGAUUUAGCUUUGCGCAAGGAGAUUGUUGACAAGGUACGAAAUGCUUCAGAGACUUGGGGAUUUUUUGAAGUGGUAAAUCAUGGGAUUCCUGUGAGUCUGCUAGAGGAUAUGAAGGAUGGAGUACGUAGGUUCUACGAACAAGAUACUGGGCUGAAAAAGGAAUUCUACACUCGUGAUCUCACAAAAAAGGUUGCGUACAAUACUAACUUUGAUCUCUAUAGUUCACGAUCAGCUAAUUGGAGAGAUACGAUUGCUUUUCGAAUGGCUCCUGAUCCUUGCAAACCAGAAGAUCUGCCAGCUGCAUGUAGAGAUAUUGUAAUCCAGUACUCUAAGGAAGUACAAAAAUUGGGAAAUUUACUAUUACAAUUAUUAUCAGAGGCUCUUCGUCUAAACCCAAACCACUUGAAAGACAUGGAUUGUGAUGAGGGGCUUGUGGUUCUGUGUCACUACUACCCAGCAUGCCCCCAGCCAGAAUUAACCAUGGGCACAAGCAAGCAUGCAGAUAGUGACUUCCUCACCCUGCUUCUUCAAGACCAUAUUGGUGGUCUCCAAGUUCUCCAUCAGAAUCAGUGGAUUGAUGUUCCUCCCACACCGGGGGCUCUAGUGGUUAACAUUGGAGAUCUUCUACAGCUCAUAUCAAACGACAAGUUCGUAAGUGUUGAGCAUAGGGUGCUGGCAAACCAUAUAGGACCAAGAGUAUCUGUGGCAAGCUUUUUUACCACAGACCUUAUGUCAAGAUCAAGACUCUAUGGACCCAUCACAGAGUUGUUAUCAGAAGAGAAUCCUCCAAAGUACAGAGAAACCACAGUGAAAGAGUACGCUGCUCACUUCGUUGCAAAAGGCCUUGAUGGGACUUCUGCUCUGCUGCAUUUCAAGCUCUGAAACCUAGCAAUGACAAUUAUAUGGGCGUGGAAUCUAAUUAGUUAGCACUUUUCAUGGAAUUUGAUCAAUAUGAUUGUGUACAAUUUUUUAUGGAAUUUUAUAAAGAUUAUUGUGAACA